This is a messenger RNA of Fomitiporia mediterranea MF3/22, 1539 nucleotides long. RefSeq names its product MFS general substrate transporter. Gene Ontology annotation, biological process: transmembrane transport. The transcript has 16 exons. The record is from RefSeq and is a predicted model, not a curated record. NCBI's taxonomy places the organism in Eukaryota, Fungi, Basidiomycota, Agaricomycetes, Hymenochaetales, Hymenochaetaceae. Gene Ontology annotation, molecular function: transmembrane transporter activity. Bases 1 to 1539 code for a protein of 512 amino acids. Gene Ontology annotation, cellular component: membrane.
AUGUCUUGGGAUUCUCUUUUGGACCGAUUGUCUGGGGUGAUUACGUUGUUAUCUGAAGUUCAAAUGGUAGCUGAAUGUGAUUUAGGUCCUCUGAGCGAAAUGUAUGGAAGGCGACUUCCAUACAUUAUUUCAUGGCCCCUGCUCAUAGUUACAUGUGCACCUAGUGCAUAUAUCGAUAAUCUUGCCACUAUAAUUAUUUUCCGUUUCCUAUCUGGAUGCUGCGCUGGCUGUGCUCUUAAUAACGGUGGUGGACUUUUGACAGACAUGUAUAUGGCAGACAAACGAGCGCAAGGGAUUGCAAUUGCAUUAUAUGCUGCAUCCGUUUUCGCCGGUCCUUGCGUUGCAUUACCAGUUGGGUUCUUCAUUACUGUAAAUUAUGGCCCAGAGCCGUGGGUUCUACGGGUAUAUUUGUUCUUUGUCGCAUCAAUGUUACCUGUUACCUUCCUUCUCCCGGAGACGCACGGUCCGACUAUCCUUGCAGACCGUUCGGAGAGGAUGAGGAGUAACGGCUUCAUAUAUGCACGUGCAGCACACGAGCUUGAACAACAGUCGACUAAGGAGUUUCUGCGACUCCAUAUUGGACGUCCAUUUUCAAUGUUUAUGAGGGAGCCGAUUAUCCAAGCUGCCGCAGUGUGGACAUCCCUUGCUUAUGGGAUAACCUACCUAUUUUUCGAAUUAUAUCCGGUUGUUUUCAUCAAACACUACAACUUCCCACUCAAACUCGCUGGACUACCAUUCCUUGCAAUGGUAGUCGGCUUCAUGGCGGCUAUCGUGUUGAAUCCGCCUCUUGUCCGGCUGUUCAUUCAUUUGCCCCUUCCUUCUGUCCUCCAGCCAGAAUUUGUACGACCAGACUCACCCGAAGCGAAGCUGAAGUUGUCGUUACUUGCCUGCGUCCUUAUGCCAGGUUCUUUGUUCUGGUUUGCAUGGACUAGUGGCGGAGGGGUACAUUGGAUUGUGCCCACACUAGCCGGCAUCCCUUUUGGGUUCGCAGCAAUGACAAUAUUCUUUGUAUUCUUAACAUAUACCGCCGAGACUUAUACAAUAUACACAAACAGCGCCAACGUGUGUAAUACGAUCUGCAGGUCUACGUUGGCUUCAAUCUUCCCGCUCGUGGCGAGUUCCUUGUUGAAGUCUCUUGGAACGAAAUGGGGUGUAUCACUGUUCGGCUUUCUUUCACUUGGGCUCAUCCCGAUUCCACUCAUCUUGUUACGCUACGGCGCAUCUAUCCGAACACAAUCGUACUACGCGCAGGAAGCGGCUACGGUUAUUGCACGGAUGCGCGAGGAAUCGGGUUUUGGAGGCACGGCGACAGUCCAAUUAACAUCACUGCCGUACAGGAGGGAAGAACGAGCCCGACGCGAAAUUCACGCUAGUCCAAGCAUGGCCUCAAUGCGGACAACGGUUACGAACAUGUCGGACACUGGGACUCUUGUUGGGGAACGUUUGAAAGCAGUCUCAGCUGCGCACUUUGGUCUUGCGCGUGGAGCAAUGGAUUCAACCGACACCUUUGACUUGAAAUGGAUGCCCGCAAAGAAGUGA